Sapajus apella (tufted capuchin) is the source of this 8437-nucleotide messenger RNA. RefSeq names its product protein phosphatase 2 regulatory subunit B''alpha (gene PPP2R3A). The transcript has 15 exons. Lineage: Eukaryota; Metazoa; Chordata; Mammalia; Primates; Cebidae. Bases 3345 to 6797 code for a protein of 1150 amino acids. Gene Ontology annotation, cellular component: protein phosphatase type 2A complex. Gene Ontology annotation, molecular function: calcium ion binding; protein phosphatase regulator activity. The record is from RefSeq and is a predicted model, not a curated record. Gene Ontology annotation, biological process: protein dephosphorylation.
AUAAAAAGUUGGGAAGCACUGAUCUGCAUUAAAGGCCUGACCACUGAAAUUGUACUGAUUGAUGUUCGAUUGGAUCGGGAUCCAGAUUGGCCAGCCUGGAAAAGACAUACCAUCAUCAGUAUGGGAACAGGAUGUGUCAUAUGAUGGUUCCUUAACUGAAGUGCACAGAAUUGCUUUUCAUUUUAAAAGGGUAACAAGUUUCCCCUCUCAAUCCAUGUUGCUUUGGUUAUAAAAGUGGGCACAUGGGCACACCACAUUACUCAUCCUGCCAUCGUUAUAAUAAAAGAUUAGAAUGUUCAAAACAUACUGGGCAGAAGAAAUAUGGCAAGUAUCCAUUACACAGGACAAGGGAUUUUUGGCAACAGAUGAAAUGAAGAGAGAUACCAAGAAAGGGAAGGAGGUAGAGUAUUAUGAAAGCAAGAGCUGAAAGAAAAAUAGAAUAUCAAUUAAGAUGUAUAUUUGCAUGUUGUACAAAUUGAUUGGUUUUAAGCAAUAAACAUCCACUUAAGUAUAUCCUCUAUAAGUAAAAAGAUUGCUUAUAAAAUACAAAGGGAACACAUCGGUUCAUUCAAAUUUUAUUAAAUACAGCCAGCCAUCAUGGAAAAUGAACAUGAUUCUCUCUUUUCUCUCUGUAUUAUGUCUGCUCUGUUUUCUUAACACCACUGUCUCCUGCCAUGUUGCUCAUCAUGGAUGCCCCAGAACAGUGGCCUCAGGCACAAAAUGAUAGGGCCUUUAAGAUUCAGAGCUCUCAGCUAAUUGAACAUCUUUCAGAGUUUCAAUUUCAAGUCCCCAGGACAGAAAAUAUAAUUGGCCUACCUUGAGUUAGUGUCCCAACCAAACUUUCCAGAGAUUGGAAAGCAUGUGACACAUAGUUUCCUCAUCUAGCCUGUGGACAAGGCUGGUCUGUAAGAAGUGGGUAUAAGUCAAGAGGAAAUGAGUGAAUUAUCUUGUUCAGUACAUAAAGAGAGAAGACUUGUUUGAAAAGCAGUUAAUUGCUGUCCCAAUCCUUGGAGGAUAAAAAGGAGCAUAACAUAUGCAUAAGCCCCUUCUUAAAAAAAAGGUUGGUAAGAUGUAAUAGUUAAGAAAGGUUGAGUCAGUUUAUAACAUGAGCUACUUUUGCCCCGGGCAGCUUUAUUGCCCCAAUAAAAUUUAUAGACAAUUCUCACCCAACAGGAACAAGGGGCUUUAGGAGGUGAGAUGAAGUACGUGACUGGAACUUUAAGUAUACAGCCAAAAAUUUCCAUAAGGUGUAUAGUAUAGACUCAUAUACAUUGGUAUAGACACCUUGGGCCAAAGUCUGUUUCCCCUUAAGAGCCAGCUAGCAUCAUGAUAAAAGUCUGUUUAGGCCGUUGCCAAAUCAACCUGGUGAUUUCCAUGAAGUUCCACUCAGUUCAACUAGCUUGGUAACCACUGAUGUUCAAGUGUCUUAGUUUUCCCACGGUUUGUCUUGAGCCCUUCCUGCGUCGCAGGUGAGUGAUAGCAGGGCAUUUACAAGGAGGAACACCACCAGGUGUAGGUAUACUGAAUGAGACUGGUAACAUCAGAAGCUCUUAAUGGUUUCUAGUCAUCAAUACAUGUAUGUCACUUUGCCUAAAGGACCAAGGCUUGGUUGACUUGGCACCAAAUGUAUAUUAAAAUAUAGAUUAAAAAUUAAUUUGUAUUACAGCAUCCAAAAUAAACUGCAUCUAUAACCUGAUGCUUUAAUUUUUGAGCUUAUAAAAAUCAGCUGCUUAGAUAACCAAAUGCCUAUACAGGAAUGUGUUCUCUUGGGAUUCGGACAUAGGUUCUUUAAGUUUGAUAAUCAUGUUGGUGUGGGUCCACCUUAUUGGUGAGCCAGAAGGCUAUUCAAUAAGUAGACUUCUGUAAAGUAACUUACCUAGCAAUAGUAGAUUCAUAAUUGAGUAUCUUGCUGGCAGUCUCUCUCAGUUUAUAUGUUGGGGAGUUGUGCUGGGUCUUGUAGCUGUAGCUGAUUGUCUUCUGUACUUUGCCUCUCGGUAUUCGAGGAUUUGGAAUGGGGGCCAGGGAUGCUGGUCUUAGGUUCAAAGCAAAGGCUGUAUUUUUUCAUCAGGUGGAAUGCCAAAUGAAGCUGAACAACUCUCAGAAAUGGCCAGGAUAGCCACUUUAUCCUAGAUGGAGCCAGUCAACCCCUCUUUAAAACUGAUUACAAAAAGCAACUUUUUUUCUAGUCUAGGUCUUGGUCAAGGAAACUGAAGUGGUGGCAUAUUAGCAAAUUGCCUUCCUUCUUUCUUCUUUUCCUUCACUGACUGCUUAUAUAUUCCAGGCACUGUUUUAGUGUUAGGAUACAGUGGUGACAAACAAAAUCCUUGCCUUUGGAGUGUGCAUUCCAUUGCAGAGAUAAAGACAGUAAAUGUGUAAACAGUAAAUAAAUCCAAGAACUUCUAAGUUCUAUGAAUACAUUAACUUGCAUAAUGGGGCAGAGAGUAAUGAGUUGGGGCCAUUACUCUCUGGGAGUAGGGAGAGGAAGAAGCCAUUUGAAUAACUGAAAAAAGGCCAAGGGAGAAUAAUACAAGAUGAGGUUAGGGAGGUGGUUAGCAGACUGGAGCAAUUAUAGACUAUGGGAGAGGAGUUUAAAAAGGAAAACAGUUCGCUCUGAUUUGUAUUACUCUGGUUGUGCUGUUCGCAGAAUGACUGGAGUUUGGAGAGGCAAGAGCGGAAGCAGGGAGACCAGUUAGAAGUCCAUUACAGUACUUGACGCCCCAGAGCCAUCUUUCAUCCUGUUUUUCCUGACGAAAAGAUGAAAUCCCAGUGAGAGAAGUGACUUGACCAAGUUACCGAGCUGGUCAAUGCAGAAGCUGAGAUCAGGAGCUCCUGACUGCUCACCUGGUGAUUUUUCCCCUCAGCCACAUUUUCUGUUUCUCUACUGUGGUAAAAAUAAAAGUUUCUCUGUCAUUCCCAGAAAAAUGGAUCAUUUAAACUUUUGGAGGACUGAGUUAUCACAGUACUUCUCUACUACCAACUAAGAUUUAUGACAGUCAAUUUCUAACAGCAAAUUUCCAUGUUAUAGAACUGUUGAAGAACUAAAAGAAGAUAUUCUUUCAUCAAAAUAAUUCUAUGGUAUCAUGAUAUAACUAAAUAAAUUUAAAAGCACAGUUAGUAAAUUAUUAAAUUUGCUAGUACAAGCACACAUGUGCAUCAGCUACUGUAUUCUGAUAAUUACCGAACCUCAAAUAUAAAUGGUUUGCCUUCAAGGCAAAAGCCAUUAUAUAUGAAAGAAACCACUGAACAUUGUUUUUAAAUAUACUUUCAGCUAAGUGUCAUUUAGGAGAAUUCAUGAAGCAAGUUCUAGAAAGUUCCAAGUCCAAACAGUAAGUGGUUUUGAUAUUAUGGCAGCAACUUACAGACUUGUGGUUAGUACUGUGAACCACUACAGCAGCGUGGUGAUAGACCGACGUUUUGAGCAAGCUAUACAUUAUUGCACUGGAACCUGCCACACUUUCACACAUGGAGUUGACUGCAUUGUGGUACAUCAUAGUGUUUGUGCAGACCUCUUGCACAUCCCUGUGUCUCAGUUCAAAGAUGCGGAUCUGAACUCUAUGUUUCUACCCCAUGAAAAUGGGCUUUCCUCAGCUGAAGGAGACUAUCCCCAGCAGGCCUUCACAGGCAUACCCAGGGUCAAGAGAGGAUCUACAUUUCAGAAUACCUGCAACUUAAAGGACAUUGCAGGAGAAGCAAUCAGUUUUGCCAGUGGGAAAAUAAAAGAAUUUUCCCUUGAAAAACUCAAAAACUCUAACCAUGCAGCUUACAAAAAGGGAAGGAAAGUUAAGUCUGACUCAUUUAAUAGGAGGUCAGUUGAUUUAGACUUGCUUUGUGGCCAUUAUAACAACGAUGGGAAUACCCCAUCUUUUGGUUUACUGCGGAGUUCCUCAGUUGAGGAAAAACCUUUGUCUCAUAGAAACUCGCUUGAUACGAACCUGACUUCCAUGUUUCUUCAAAACUUCUCUGAAGAAGACUUGGUUACUCAGAUUUUGGAAAAACAUAAAAUAGAUAAUUUUUCUUCUGGGACAGACAUAAAGAUGUGCUUGGACAUUUUGUUGAAAUGCUCCGAGGAUUUGAAAAAAUGCACAGACAUCAUAAAACAAUGCAUAAAGAAAAAGUCAGGGAGUAGCAUCAGUGAAGGAAGUGAUAAUGAUACAAUUUCUAGCUCCGAAGCUGUGUAUAUGAAUGUAAUGACCAGGUUAGCAUCGUAUCUGAAAAAGUUACCAUUUGAAUUCAUGCAAUCUGGGAAUCAUGAGGCUCUAGAUUUCACAGAACUGAUUAGUAAUAUGCCUAGCUUACAGCUGACUCCCUUCUCCCCAGUAUUUGGCACUGAACAACCCCCUAAAUAUGAAGAUGUUGUUCAGCUCUCAGCUUCCAACUCUGGACAAUUUCAGACUGUUGAAUUGCAAGAUGACAAGCCUAAUUCCAGGAAGAUGGACACUAUACAAUCCAUUUCAAACAACUCCACAGAUUCCUUAUAUAACUUAGAGGUAAAUGAUCCUAGAACCCUAAACGCUAUCCAGGUUCAAUCACAGUCAUUAACCAUGAACCCUUUAGAAAAUAUUUCUUCUGGAGACUUAAUGGAAACUCUUUAUAUUGAAGAAGAGUUAGAUGGAAAGAAAGCAUUAGAUAAAGGACAACAGACAGAGAAUGGACCCAGUCAUGAGUUGUUAGAGAUAAACGAACGUAGAGCAGAAUUUCCAGAACAUGCCACUCAUCUUAAAAAAUGCCCUGCCUCAAUGCAAAAUGAAAUUGGUAAGAUAUUUGAGAAAUCAUUUGUUCAUCUGCCUAAAGAAGACUGUAAAUCAAAAAUUUCUGAAGCUGAAGAGGGAGAUCAGAGAGAUUUUACAAAUUCCAAUAGCCAAGAAGAAAUAGAUAAAUUGUUAAUGGAUUUGGAAUCAUUUUCACAGAAGAUGGAGACUUCUCUAAGGGAGCCACUUGCGAAGGGUAAAAACUCUAAUUCUUUAAAUAGUCACAGUCAGUUGACUGGUCAGACUCUUGUAGAUUUUGAGCCUAAAUCUAAAGUCUCUUCACCCAUAGAAAAAGUCUCACCUUCCUGUCUAACAAGGAUUAUUGAAACCAAUGGACACAAAAUAGAGGAAGAAGACCGAGCCCUCUUACUGCGAAUCCUGGAAAGCAUUGAAGACUUUGCUCAAGAACUAGUUGAAUGCAAAUCAAGCAGAGGGAGCCUAUCACAAGAAAAGGAAAUGAUGCAAAUUUUACAGGAAACCUUGACAACGUCCUCCCAGGCCAAUUCAUCAGUCUGUAGAAGUCCUGUUGGUGAUAAAGCCAAAGAUACUACUUCAGCAGUUUUGAUUCAGCAGACUCCAGAGGUGAUCAAGAUUCAAAAUAAACCAGAAAAGAAACCUGGAACACCACUUCCACCUCCAGCCACCUCUCCAAGUAGUCCCCGACCUCUCUCCCCCGUUCCCCAUGUGAAUAAUGUUGUGAAUGCACCAUUGUCCAUAAACAUUCCACGGUUCUACUUUCCUGAAGGACUCCCAGACACCUGCAGUAACCAUGAACAGACUCUAAGCAGAAUUGAAACUGCUUUCAUGGAUAUUGAAGAUCAGAAAGCAGACAUUUAUGAAAUGGGGAAAAUUGCAAAGGUCUGUGGCUGUCCUCUCUAUUGGAAAGCCCCCAUGUUCAGGGCUGCAGGGGGAGAGAAGACAGGAUUUGUGGCAGCACAGUCAUUCAUUGCCAUGUGGAGAAAGUUGCUGAAUAACCAUCAUGAUGAUGCCUCUAAAUUCAUCUGUCUUCUAGCAAAGCCCAACUGCAGCUCUCUAGAACAGGAGGAUUUCAUCCCUCUACUUCAGGAUGUGGUGGAUACACACCCUGGUCUCACGUUCCUGAAAGAUGCUCCAGAAUUCCACUCUCGCUAUAUCACCACGGUUAUUCAGAGAAUAUUCUACACAGUCAACAGAUCUUGGAGUGGAAAAAUUACUUCGAUGGAGAUAAGAAAAAGCAACUUUUUGCAAACCCUAGCACUUUUGGAAGAAGAGGAAGAUAUAAACCAAAUUACAGAUUACUUCUCCUAUGAACAUUUCUAUGUUAUUUAUUGUAAAUUCUGGGAACUAGAUACUGAUCAUGACCUCUACAUCAGCCAGGCUGAUCUGUCUCGAUACAAUGAUCAGGCUUCAUCAAACAGAAUUAUUGAAAGAAUCUUCUCUGGGGCAGUAACAAGGGGAAAAACAAUACAGAAAGAGGGAAGAAUGAGCUAUGCAGAUUUUGUUUGGUUUUUGAUCUCUGAGGAAGACAAAAGGAAUCCUACCAGCAUUGAGUAUUGGUUCCGCUGCAUGGAUGUGGAUGGGGAUGGCAUACUCUCCAUGUAUGAGCUGGAGUACUUCUAUGAGGAGCAGUGUGAACGGAUGGAAACCAUGGGAAUAGAGCCCUUGCCAUUCCAUGAUUUACUAUGCCAGAUGCUUGACCUAGUGAAGCCAGCCACUGAUGGCAAAAUAACUCUAAGAGAUCUGAAGAGAUGCAGAAUGGCUCACAUCUUCUAUGACACUUUCUUUAAUCUGGAGAAAUAUUUAGACCAUGAACAGAGAGAUCCCUUUGCGGUCCAGAAGGAUGUUGAGAGUGAUGGUCCUGAGCCCUCUGACUGGGACCGGUUUGCUGCUGAGGAGUAUGAGACUCUUGUUGCGGAGGAAUCUGCCCAAGCACAAUUCCAGGAAGGCUUUGAAGAUUAUGAAACAGACGAACCUGCCUCACCCUCUGAAUUUGGAAACAAAGGCAAUAAAAUAUUAAGUGCAAGCCUUCCAGAGAAAUGUGGAAAACUUCAUUCAGUGGAUGAAGAAUAGCUGCCAGUGUCUGCAGUGAAAGGAUGUGUAUUUUAAAUGUUUCUUGUGAAGAGAUGUUCUCGUUGGCAUACUGCUUUUUAAAGACUUUGAUUUCUCCAAGUGUGUAUCUGUACUAAGAACUUUGUUUUUAAGCAAUAGGUCUGGAUACACAUUUAACUUAGGAGACUCCUCCAAUUUGCCUCAAACCUCUUACAGAGCGUUUCCUCAGAAGUGGUACCAUUGCCUUCCAAAGUCAGCACUCUACACCCUUGAAUGUACCAAGGAUCUCCUGGGGACAGUGCCAAGCACAGUUCUCUGCACAGAAGCUGACUGAGGUUGCCUCUGUGUUGGCUUGCAUCCCUGAGUCCCCUCCAGGCUCCUAUGGAGCCUAGAAGAAACCUUCACUUGCAGAAAACUUGAGUCAAAAAAUUCUGGAACUUGAAAUAGUAGUAAGGGCCUCCAGAAUUGACUUAGCCCUAGUAAUAAAAGCACUGCCAAAGCAUCUCAGAGACUUCUUUUAAUUACAUGUGUACUGGAGUUCAAAGAUCUUGAACUUACCUGGCUUAAUGUAAUUUCACGGUUACUGCCAAACCACUAGUCACUUUACAUCCUCAGGUAUCGUAACCACUGGGCCUUCCAACAUUGCUGGCAAGCUCUGGUAACCUCCCUGUCCUGACUGUGGAUCUUACAUAAAAUCUCAAGAAAAAACAAUUUCUUAAAUGAAGACAAGUACAGAAUUUGACUCAUAUUUCUUGGAAAAAGCCCUUUUAACUAUCUUAUUUUCAAUGAAUUAUUGAAUGAUGUAUUUAAUCUCCAAAUCAUGUGAUAGUUUUCACUCGGAAGGCCUGCUUGAAGACAUAAAGGAAUAAUUAUACAUUAAAAUUCUUACUAGAAUUUUCUCCCAGAAUUAAACUAGCUAAUCGUAAAGGCCUAUCUUAAACGUUAUUCCUUAGUUCAUGUUGAAAAAACUACUACUACAGAUAUUUCAUCCACUUCCUUACCAAGGAAAUGGAAAAUAGUGAUACACCCAUAAAAGCAAGCUAUUAUUUACUGUAGUUGUAGAUGUAUUCACUACAGAAUCCUACAUUUUUCAGCAGGCCACAGUCCAGCCAAAUCCUAUGAUAUCCUUGAAGAGAAGCUGUUAAAAAGGAUACUUCUGAUGUAAGUAAAACCUCCAAGCAACUUAAUAUCUGUCAGUCAUCACCUUUUCCCCUCAAUUUUUAACUAGUUCUGAAAGUGUCAAAAAUUGGUUCCCUCCUUGCUAGCAUAAAGGCCAAGCAGUGAAAUAAAUCUUGGGUUAGGGUUAUGGUAGGCAAAAAGCAAGAGAAUUUAGGAAAUACACUAUGAACUAGUACAGUAAGAGUUAAUCCUAGGAAUCCUGCCUACCAAUCUCCUCCCAGUUUCUUGUCACUUUAACUUCACGAUUAGAACUGAUCUUCUAUUUAACUGUUACAGAAAGCAGUAACUAUUCCAACUAUUUAAUAGUUCACACAAAAAAAUUAAAAGCUUAAAAAAGACAAUUUUUAGGAAAUACAAUAUUCAAUAAUCUAAACACAUUGACAAAUUAUUAGGAUUGAUUAUUUAUGUGAUAAAUGAAAUUUCCUCCCAAUCCCAUCUAGCCUUUACCAGGGAAGAAAAGCUAUUAUUUCAGAUAGAAAUAC